AUGCCUGAAUUUGUCUUUCCCGGGAUGUCGACCGAUAAGACACCCGGGGAGACUUUCACCUCCCAGGCCCCUCCUUCGCCCUCUGACAGUCAGAUUGAUACUUCGAGUGAUAUUGCGGUGGACGCAAACUUUGAGAAAAGAGUCAAACGCAAGGUCGACUUCUGGCUUGUUGGUUUCUACUCGACCGUGUAUGUUUUUCGGGUUAUCGAUUCAUCGAAUUAUUCCAAUGCUGCCAUUAUCAAUCUUGAACACGGUACGGGCAUAAAGAAAGAAAUGCAUUUCACACCUGGCAUGUGGGCGUGGACUUUGUCUAUCUUCUCAUACAGCUAUCUAAUCUUCGAGCCCACAAACACACUGUUAUUAAAGACCUUCCGACCCUCAAGAUGGAUGUUCGUCCUCAUCCUCGCCUGGGGGAUUUGCGCAUGCUCAGCAGCAGCUGUCCAAAGCUUCCAGGGCAUGAUGUGUGUACGAUUCGCUAUUGGCGCAGCUGAGGCUGGUUUUUACCCUGCCGUGCUCUACCAUAUGGAUUUCUUCUACAAACCCAAGGAACUCCCAUGGCGCAUCGCCCUAUUCUACUCGGUCGGUCAGCUUUCAAGCGCACUAAGCGGGUUAUUAGCCUUUGGAAUUUCUUAUAUGGAUGGGCUAGGCAACCUCGCAGGAUGGCGUUGGCUCUUUCUCCUCGAAGGAUUGCCAGCAAUCAUCCUAUCCUUCAUCGCGCUUUUCGGGCUGCCAGAUUACCCUGAAACGGCACGGAUGUUAAAUGAGAAAGAACGAGCUUACAUGGCCGAGAGACUAAGUGUUACUGCGCCAAAAGGGAAGAAAGGCAAUUGGGACUGGUCAUCGCUGAAGAUCUUUCUGCGUGACCCAAGCACGUACACUUUUACAGUUUACUGGCUCGCACAUGGUAUCGGGGGCUUCGGCAUCAAUUACGCGCUACCGACCGUAAUUUAUCAGCUUGGCUUCACGACGACAGCCAAGUCGCAGUUGAUGAACAUCCCCCCCUACGUCUCGUGCUUCAUCUUGCUCAAUACGCUAGGUCGACUUCUGCAUAAGAAAUGGAUUCGUCCAUGGACAACCGCUGUCUCAAUUGAGGGCACCACCGUCAUAUGCUACAUCAUCCUCAUCACCGUGCACAGCCCUGUGGUAAAGUACCUGGCACUCAUUGUCGCUGUAUCUUGCGCUGGCUCUGCAUAUCCAGUCAUAUGGCCUGAACGUAUCCGCGCCCUCGAAGGUACUGUUGGAGCUGGCAUUGGAAUUGGCUGGACAAAUGCCAUGGCUCAAUUUGGAGGCAUCGUCGGACCUCACGUCUACAGCACAGUUAUUAGAACUUAA
Exophiala oligosperma is the source of this 1332-nucleotide messenger RNA. RefSeq lists its product as uncharacterized. Bases 1 to 1332 code for a protein of 443 amino acids. Gene Ontology annotation, cellular component: membrane. Gene Ontology annotation, biological process: transmembrane transport. The transcript is spliced from 5 exons. The record is from RefSeq and is a predicted model, not a curated record. Gene Ontology annotation, molecular function: transmembrane transporter activity. NCBI's taxonomy places the organism in Eukaryota, Fungi, Ascomycota, Eurotiomycetes, Chaetothyriales, Herpotrichiellaceae.